Molecule: messenger RNA, 2248 nt
Organism: Cyprinus carpio (common carp)
Lineage: Eukaryota; Metazoa; Chordata; Actinopteri; Cypriniformes; Cyprinidae
Product: alpha-N-acetylgalactosaminide alpha-2,6-sialyltransferase 1-like
Molecular function (GO): sialyltransferase activity
Source: RefSeq, a predicted model, not a curated record
CAAUAAUAUUAUUCAUAGCGAUGGGCGGACUGUAAUCCAGAUAUAAACCCCUGGCUUGAUGAUGUAAUGAAUUUUGAAUAGGUAGAUUAUAAAACAGUUACAAACAGUAAAGUCUUUCACACAGUGCACAAUGCACAUGAAUAGGGCCAGAUUGAUAUAUGAGUGGAAAUUGGUCUUGAAAUAUGCAGACAAAUUGUACUACUAUUAGUCUUAUUCUGACUUGCUGUGUGCUGCUCUAUCUAGUGCUUUGGAUGAAUCUCUCUGAACAGUUUCACAGCAAAACUGUCAUCACUUCUGCAUUGAUUUUAUCACCACUUGGAACUACUAGUUUGUACAAAACAGAAAAACCCAUUUACCCCACUGAGCGAGAAGUCAACAUAACACCUAUUCCAGUUCUCUAUAAGAACAAUUUUACAAAACUUCCAGUGUGGGAUUUUGAAGAUGUUUAUUUGCGAAACAAUGAAGCACGGAGACCUACCUGUCCGGACUCCCUUCAAAACAAAGAGGAUCCAAAGUUCAAAGAGGCAACACUUCCUGACAUUCAGCUGUGGCUGUACAAAGGUCUACUCAACAUAACAGAAUGGAAUCGAUUAGCACACUUCAACAAUCCCUUCGGCUUCAUGGAAUACAAGUACAAUGAAGUAAAAGGAGCAGUGGAUUUGAUACCAAAGCCAAAGUCUCCAAUAUUACUGUCUGUGCCUGAAAGUUCAAAGGAUGGCUGUAUCCGCUGUGCUGUUGUGGGCUCUGGUGGCAUUCUCAAUAACUCAAAGAUGGGCAAAGAGAUAGACUCCCAUGAUUACGUUUUUCGAGUAAAUGGGGCUGUUACUCAAGGUUACGAGGAGGAUGUUGGAAAUAGAACAUCAGUCUAUGUACAUACAGCUUUUUCCUUAUAUGCAUCCAUUCUGACAUUAAAACAGUAUGGCUUUCACAAUAUUCCACAAGAUGAGGAUAUCAAAUAUGUAAUGAUCCCUGAAGGCCUGAGGGACUUUGAGUGGAUCCAAGGCCUUUUGCAGGGAAAAGAAGCCAAUGGGUCAUUCAAGGGUGAGAGGCCACUGAAAUAUUUCAAUGGGAAUUUUAACGAGAGUAGAUUUUAUGUUCUUCACCCUGAUUUUCUUCGAUACAUUCGCAACAGAUUCAUGCCAUCCAAACAAAUGCAGGGCAAUUACUGGGCAAUGUACAGACCGACCAAUGGAGCGUUUGCUUUGUUCUUGGCUAUCCACACAUGUGACAUUGUGGAUGCCUAUGGAUUUAUUACAGAAGACUACCAUAAGUACUCCAACUAUUAUUAUGAAAAGUUAAAAAAAAACAGUGUAAUUUUCUUUAUUAACCAUGACUAUGGCCUGGAGAUAAAGACUUGGAAGAAACUGCAUGACUCUGGAAUCAUUAGACUCUACCAAAGGCACUAAUACAUCAAAAACAGAAGGAGGCUGGCUGUUCUGUCUGCAGGCAUUAUUUAAAAAAAUAUUUGCAAGUUAUGAUUCCGAAAGAAGCUGUGUCUCGGUUACAUGUGGGGAAGAUGGACAAAAUCAUUCUUAAAAAGCUAUGGACUGAAACUAAAUGGAACAUCUGUGAUAUGUUGCAAGUGAAAGCAGAUUGUACUACUAGUUUUAUCUGGGGGUUUUUUUCUAUUUUUUUUAUUUUAUUUGUUUUAAAGGGGAUAAAGGUUAUAUUUAUAUAUUUAAAUAUUUACAGCACCUGGAUUUGUGUAGCUUUGAUCUAUUAUUCAUUACAUUUGAUAAAACACUUUUUACUUUGCAAAUGCAGAACAGAUCAAUAUUUUCCUAAAACCGAGCUCUUUCUAUACACAAAAAUGGGACCAACUUUAUAAAAUAAGUUAUUUACUGAUAUUUGUAAGUAUAUUUUUAUAUAUAUUCAGUAGCUCUAUUUCCUAUUUAACAAAUGCUCUGUGGAUUCCAGAUAUAUGUACUGUUAAGCACAUACUUGAGAAACAACACUAGAAAGAACUAGAAACUAGAAAGAAGAAGUGAAGAAUAAAAGGACUAAAGUGUAAGUUUUUUCUUGUUGAUUUCUCCAUAGAGCAGCACACUUAAAACUUAUUUGUUUAACUAGUUUGCGCAUUUGUAUAUUCCAGUUCAAGUAAAUACAUACACUUUGUGUUACCUGGAUGGUCCACAGCUGUUUUUUUUUGUCUUUUUUUUUUGUCAUAGUUGUUCAUGAGUCCCAUGUUUGUCCUGAACAGUUAAACUUCCUGCUGUUCUUCAGAAAAAUUAUUUGGUUUUCCAGCAUC